CUGCACGUCUUACGCAGCCAGCGGCUGCGGUGGCGUUGGGGAGACUCAGCCGUCGGCGCCCGCGGGCUGGGUUCCCAGCCUGGGUCAGAGAUGGCCUCACUGCCCCCCAGAGGCCUGGUCCCACCUCUGCUCUGGGGCCUAAGUCUCUUCCUUAGCCUCCCAGGCCCCGUCUGGCUCCAGCCCUCUCCGUCUCCCCAGUCCUCUCCCCCAACUGAGCUCCAUCCAUGUCAUACCUGCCGUGGACUGGUCGACAGCUUCAACAAGGGCCUGGAGAGAACAAUCCGGGACAACUUCGGAGGUGGAAAUACUGCCUGGGAGGAAGAGAAGUUGUCCAAAUACAAAGACAGUGAGACCCGCCUGGUAGAGGUGCUCGAGAGUGUGUGCAGCAAAUCGGACUUUGAGUGCCACCGCCUGCUAGAGCUGAGUGAGGAGCUGGUGGAGAGCUGGUGGUUUCACAAGCAGCAGGAAGCCCCAGACCUCUUCCAGUGGCUCUGCUCAGAUUCCCUGAAGCUCUGCUGCCCCUCUGGCACCUUCGGGCCCUCCUGCCUCCCCUGUCCUGGGGGCGCAGAAAAGCCCUGCGGUGGCCACGGGCGGUGUGAAGGGGAAGGGACUCGAGGGGGCAGCGGGCACUGUGACUGCCAGGCCGGCUAUGGGGGCGAGGCUUGUGGCCAAUGUGGCCUCGGCUACUUUGAGGCAGAGCGCAACGCCAGCCAUCUGGUAUGUUCGGCUUGUUUUGGCCCCUGUGCCCGCUGCUCGGGACCUGAGGAGUCCAACUGUUUACAGUGCAAGAAGGGCUGGGCACUGCAUCACCUCAAGUGUGUAGACAUCGAUGAGUGUGGCACGGAACGAGCCAGCUGUGGAUCCAACCAGUUCUGUGUGAACACAGAGGGCUCCUAUGAGUGCCGAGACUGUGCCAAGGCCUGCCUGGGCUGCAUGGGGGCAGGGCCAGGCCGCUGUAAGAAAUGCAGCCCUGGCUACCAGCAGGUGGGCUCCAAGUGUCUCGAUGUGGACGAAUGUGAGACAGAGGUGUGUCCAGGAGAGAACGAGCAGUGCGAGAACACCGAGGGCAGUUAUCGCUGUGUCUGUGCCGAGGGCUACAAACAGAUGGAGGGCAUCUGUGUGAAGGAGCAGAUCCCAGAGUCAGCAGGCUUCUUCUCGGAGAUGACAGAGGAUGAGCUGGUGGUGCUGCAGCAGAUGUUCUUCGGUGUCAUCAUCUGUGCACUGGCCACACUAGCUGCCAAGGGUGACUUGGUGUUUACCGCCAUCUUCAUUGGGGCUGUGGCGGCCAUGACUGGCUACUGGUUGUCAGAGCGCAGUGACCGUGUGCUGGAGGGCUUCAUCAAGGGCAGAUAA
Puma concolor (puma) is the source of this 1353-nucleotide messenger RNA. RefSeq names its product CRELD disulfide isomerase 1 (gene CRELD1). The record is from RefSeq and is a predicted model, not a curated record. Lineage: Eukaryota; Metazoa; Chordata; Mammalia; Carnivora; Felidae. Gene Ontology annotation, molecular function: calcium ion binding.